UGCGAAGACGGACGCUCACUGGUAUGCGCCUGGACAGGAGUGCGCGGACGCUGCGUGAUGACGCCAGCGGCGCGGUCGCCAUCCCGGAAGCGCAAGCCAGGCCGCCAGAUGUUCAGGCAUCAGAGGCCGAGGAGAAAGAGAUGGACCCCCCAGACUCGGCCUCAAGGGUCUUCUGUGGACGCUUCCUCAGCAUGGUGAACACUGAUGACGUCAAUGCCAUCAUCCUGGCCCAGAAGAACAUGCUGGACCGCUUCGAGAAAACCAACGAGAUGCUCCUGAACUUCAACAGCCUGUCCAGCGUGCGGCUGCAACAGAUGAGCGAGCGCUUCAUGCACCACACACGCACCUUGGUGGACAUGAAACGGGACCUGGACAGCAUCUUCCGCAGGAUCAGGACACUGAAGGGGAAGCUGGCCCGGCAGCAUCCAGAGGCCUUCAGCCACAUCCCAGAGGGUUCAUUCCUAGAGGAUGAAGAUGAAGACCCCAUCCCACCCAGUAUCACCACAACCAUUGCCACCUCGGAGCAGAGCACGGGUUCCUGUGAUACCAGCCCUGACACUGUCUCGCCAUCCCUCAGCCCUGGCUUUGAGGAUCUGUCACACAUGCGACCUGGUUCUCCUGUCAUCAACGGCCACAGCCAGACAGACGAGGAAGAGACACGUGGAGAAUAGCCCCUCCCCUCCAUCCCAGAAAGGCUCGGGGCAGCUGUGGACCUUCUGGGGUCACAACUGGUUAGUUUGCUGCCCCAUCCAUCACAGGCAGGUCCCUAAACUCCUGCCAGCACAGGCACCCCGGCUGGGGCGGUGGGGCUGGGUCCAGGGAACCCUGAGCUCCCCUGGGUCAGCUUUGAACAGUGCUUCUAAGUCCCCGUGGUCUGCUGGGCCCACUGGAGGCGGAGGGUGCCAGCAGGGCUGAGCUUGUCCCUGCCCACUGGCAGCUGCUCUCUGCCCUCUGUGGAGGACUUCUUUUCUUGUCAUGUUGGAUUCUGGAGGAGUAGAAGGUUCCAGAGAGCGUGGCAGCCAGACCUGGGGAGUUGUGUUUCUCACAGAUCCAGCAGGUGUCUCCAGAGCUGGCCAGCCACUUUAGAAAACAGCCAAAUGGAAUAUUUUUGUACCCGAUGUUUACAGAUGUUGGGAAGUUAUCAAUAAAGACUCUGUUAUGAAAAAGGAACACUGCACAAGCAGUGGCUUGCUUCU
Messenger RNA from Acomys russatus (golden spiny mouse), 1196 nucleotides. It is a transcript of the gene Kxd1, whose product is annotated as KxDL motif containing 1. Gene Ontology annotation, biological process: lysosome localization. The transcript has 5 exons. Lineage: Eukaryota; Metazoa; Chordata; Mammalia; Rodentia; Muridae. The coding region runs from base 24 to 671 and encodes 215 amino acids. Gene Ontology annotation, cellular component: BORC complex. The record is from RefSeq and is a predicted model, not a curated record.